AUGUCAAGAAGCUGCAAGAACUGUCUGGCUCAAAGUUUGUCAAGCCAAAGCUUCAAGGGAAAAGAUCACAUCAGAAGCGAUGAGAAGUCUUGCAGCUGCCACAGCAAGUUUGGAGAGUGGUUUCCAAAAGGCAGGAGCGCAGUUUUAACCCCCGAGACAGUUCUGGUUGAAGAGUCCAUAGAAAUCUGUGAAUGUGUGACAGAUGCUGAGGCUGGGGGCCAGGAGGAGACCAGCGAGCAGGUCACCACGUUUGAGCCUUGUGAGAGCAGUGGCGGUGCUUUCAGGGAGCAUGCUGAACACAACGACGCACUUGCUAGCAUGUUCCUUGAGCUUCUGGCAGAUGAAAACAUCCCAGACAAUAAAGACCCACACAUCAUGAUGGGUGAGAGUAAAACCUUUGAGAAACAUGGGUCAGAAAAUCCACCACAGCAAAAUCCCAAAGAAAGCGCAGCCUGGAGUGAGCAGCCGUGUGAUGUUUCUCAUACAGUCUCCCUUCUCUCCGAAGCCUCUCAGGAUGACUACAACUGUAGUACGGCCAGCAGGAAGUCACAGGAGUCGGAAGAAUCCUUUGAAUCUGGCUAUCGGAGCUCCAGCAUAAAUUCUGCUUCUCUGGAUGCAAGAGAUCUUCAACAUACGGUUUGUCAAAGCCUUUUUCCAUCCAGUUCUGAAAGUCAGCACGACUCAUGUGUCCUGAUCCAGCAAUCUCCAAAUAAACCAUCCUUUGGGACCAAAAAAGACAGAAUAAGUGACCUUGCGUACAAGAGUGUUGAUAGCCCUGUGUCUCCAUCCCUGGGGCUGUGUAACUCUGCCUACAAGAGCUUUGACACCCUCAUGUCUCUGUCUGCGGAGCCCCGUGCCUCGGCCUACAAGAGCUUUGACACCCUCCUGUCUCCGUCCGCGGAGCCCUGUGCCUCGGCCUACAAGAGCUUUGACACCCUCGUGUCUGAGUCUGUGGCUAACAGCAGCCUGACUCUUGAUGACACGUGCUCCUCACCACCCUUGCCGCAGUUUUCAGAGACACCAGAACUCAGCUGCAGAGACCAAAUUUAUCGACCCCCUGGCAAUCAGACAAGUUACACCAACCACACAUCUCCCUGCACUGAGCUUGAUUUUCCAAACCCUUGUUCAGAACAUACUGAUUUUCCAUCUUUCUUCACGCAUGCAAAUGCCAGUGCUUCAGCCUCCCACCCGGAGGAAGAAAUCCCUAAGCAAGUGACAUAUCAGAACAUUCAAAAGAAAGAAAACAGGAUUUCUUGCCCCACUGAACCUCAGCCAUCUGGUUAUCGACCUUUUGAUGAUGCAGUUAAACAUCAUGAUAGGUGUUAUGACAGUGACAGGGAGGUUCCCUCUCGGUCACUACAGGAACCCAGCAUUCAUCUUUCCUACAGCAAUUUGAGAGAAACCCCCCUGGGUACCGCAGUCUGUGAACCUGAGCAGGGGGCAGGCGACCACGUGUGUUUAACUGUACAGGAUUUGGAGUGCGGCACUGUCCCAGGUUUCGCCUCUGGUGAGAAGGUCACGCAGCCCAGCGACGGCAGCCUCUGGGUCAGCUCUGGUGAGCUGUCUGGAGACAGCAGAGGUGGAAAUGCCAGCAGAGCCCAUCAGCUGUUGCGUCUUUUGGAGCUGAACAGCCAAGAGUUUAACAGCAGAGAGAGGACUGUAAAGGGGACAGAACCUGGCAGCUGGGACUGCCCUGCUGAAGGAGGGCAAGGGAGCGGCAGGAACAGCGUAAAUACUGCCCUUCACGGCCGCGCUCACGACUGCCCGGGGAACCUUGGAGACGCCGGGGAGAAUGAAGAGGAGGUGAAGCGUGUGGCGAGCAGGAGGCGCGGCUCAGCAGCCAGCUUUCCAGAGCCACCGCUGGCCAGCUUUGGGCUACACUGGGAAAGGAAAGCUGCGGAGCUCCUGGCCUCCGAGAAGUUACCCCCUCCUCUUUCUGCGGCUAACCCCUGCCCGGACUCUCAAGCCAUUCACAGUGAGGGUUCCAGGCCGGAACAAAGACCCUUAGAACUGUUGAGGGAAAACCACAGAAAGAAUGAGAAAAAACUGAAACUCCUGCAAGCCCUUGCCCAGGAGGACAACAGCUACAUGCAGGUGGCCUAG
Messenger RNA from Eurypyga helias (sunbittern), 2103 nucleotides. RefSeq lists its product as uncharacterized. The transcript is spliced from 2 exons. The record is from RefSeq and is a predicted model, not a curated record. NCBI's taxonomy places the organism in Eukaryota, Metazoa, Chordata, Aves, Eurypygiformes, Eurypygidae. Bases 1 to 2103 code for a protein of 700 amino acids.